AGUCAGUUGAAUUUGCUCAGUCAAUCAUCUACAAAAUCAAAAUGCGUGUAUUCUUCCUCGUCGUUCUGCUCGCCUUGGUGGCUCUGGCUGCUGCCCGUCGUCCUCCAGGUCUCCAGCAGGGAGGGCAGGGACCACCUCAGGGUGGACAACGCCCACCUCAGGGACCACCUCAGGGACCACCGCAGGGACCUCCUCAGGGACCUCCCCAGGGACCCCCGCAAGGACCUCCUCAAGGCGGCAACUCAUCCUCCUCCGAGGAAGCUUCCUCCCAGGAGAGCUCCAGCGAGUCCUCCAGCGAGGCAUCCGCCUAAAUACUCGAUCGCCGAGUCCUCCACAUAAAAACAUUCAAAACUCUUUGAAUAAAGAUAUAUAUUCCGCUUAUUUCAA
Messenger RNA from Drosophila santomea, 387 nucleotides. Its product is annotated as basic salivary proline-rich protein 2. The transcript has a single exon. Bases 42 to 311 code for a protein of 89 amino acids. The record is from RefSeq and is a predicted model, not a curated record. Lineage: Eukaryota; Metazoa; Arthropoda; Insecta; Diptera; Drosophilidae.